CCAUGUAAAAAGUUUAUACAGUAACAAAUAUAGUAGGAAUAUUUCAUCAUACAAAAAUUGUAAAUUAGCAGUAAAGGCACGCUUUGUGGCCACAAAAAAUAACUAGUACUCGAACACAGUCACCUGUGAAAAAGGGUGUUACAGGCUUUAACCAUUGGUUUUGUUUUUAGCCACAAAAACAGCCAGAAAAUACAGCGGCGGCCUCUCGUGGCUUUCUGUUACCAUGACAAUUCUGACGCUCGUGCUGCUACAGAGGCGGCUGUCUCGUGCGAAUGCACCACGAGGGUAACAUUGGGCCAACGAGCCAAGAAAUAAUACGCUUGGGGGUCUCAUUAUCAGAACUGCACUAUUAAUAUGCCUUUCAGCGAGCCGUAGGUCAUGGCAACACACAAAGAAAUUACUCCUCAGUGGAAAACAACGAUUAUAGUCAGCACAUCACUCGAGAACCACGAUACAAACAGGAUGCUCAGCGCACGGCAGCACCGAAUCAGAUUUUCAGACAGUGUUGAGUCCGGAGCCUUUAUUUUUCCUCUGUCAGGUACUGCAUUUCUGUUGGUUGACCCUCAAGACCUCUCAGAACGUUUUGAGGAAUCUGGACUCAUUGAGAGGAUAAAGAUGUUUGUACAAGUCCACCGAAACAGCUUUCUACUUCUACAUGCCCCCUUUAACGGGAAAAAGGAAAUGGAAAUCUUGUCUGUGAUUCAACGCAGAUUCUUUGGUAGCAAUCUCAGGAUCCUGCCUGUGCGAAACAAUGCUGAGAUUGUCAAAGGAAUGUUGACAAUUGCCAAGGCCACCAGUAAGCCCCAUGUAGACAGUAUCCGUGACCGGAUGUCUCUGGCUCGAGCUCGCAUCAUUGAAAGCAGCCCUGUGUGGGAGAUGCUAAGAGACAUUCUAUAAAGCUCAACAGGUGAACCAGCAUUUUUAGAAACACUUGUGUUGUUUUAUUUGAUGCUAACCAGUACAAGCCUUACUUGGUGAAUAUACAUAAGCAAAGGUAAAAUAUGUGUUUCAAUAUAUUACCACAGUUUGUUCUGUAUUUACAUUGUUGACAAUAACUUUGGCAUAGAAAAUUUCACACUUUAUUGUCAAUACAUGCUUUUUUGUAUAGGUCAAACAGCAAAUAAAAUAAAACAGUUUUUAGAAAAACAACC
Siniperca chuatsi (mandarin fish) is the source of this 1151-nucleotide messenger RNA. Its product is annotated as protein SPO16 homolog. The coding region runs from base 379 to 897 and encodes 172 amino acids. Gene Ontology annotation, cellular component: chromosome. Gene Ontology annotation, biological process: synaptonemal complex assembly; reciprocal meiotic recombination. Lineage: Eukaryota; Metazoa; Chordata; Actinopteri; Centrarchiformes; Sinipercidae. The transcript is spliced from 5 exons. The record is from RefSeq and is a predicted model, not a curated record.